CUGAACAGCCUAACGAGUAUAUGCAGGCUAUCUACGCCGUGGGCAAUGUCAUCCAGGACUACGACACUGACAAGAUGUUCCCUGCACUUGGAUUCGGCGCUAAACUGCUGCCUGACUGGGUUGUUUCACACGAUUUCGCACUCAACUUCAACCCAGCAAACCCGUUCUGCGCAGGUGUCGCCGGCGUCGUGCAGGCCUACCAGAGCUGCAUCACGCAGGUGCAGCUGUACGGACCGACGAACGUGGCGCCGAUGAUCGAUCACGUGGCGCGGUUCGGCGCGGUGGCGGCCGCACAGCCCGGCGCCUCGCAAUACUACGUCCUCCUCGUUCUCACCGACGGAGAGAUCACCGACAUGGCAGCAACGACGGAGGCCGUCGUGCGUGCGUCCGCCCUCCCCGUCUCCGUCAUCAUCAUCGGUGUCGGACCCGCCGACUUCUCGCGCAUGGAGUUCCUCGACGCGGACCGCGGCGCACUGGUGGCGCCCUCGGGGCGGCGCGCGGCGCGCGACAUCGUGCAGUUUGUGCCGUUCCGUAGGUUCGCGCGCGCGAGUAAGGAGAGUCUCGCUCGCGCCGUGCUGGCCGAGUUGCCGAAGCAGGUCGUGGAGUACUUCAGCGUGAGGGACAUACCGCCGAACAACCCGAACCCACAGCCUGCCUCGUAGGGGAGGUCGUAGGCCAUAGGGGAGGUCGUAGGUAGUAGGGGAGGUUGUAGGUCAUAGGGAAGGUCGUAGGUCGUAGGGAAGGUCGUAGGUCGUAGGGGAGGUCGUAGGUCGUAGGGAAGGUUGUAGGUCGUAGGGGAGGUCGUAGGUCAUAGGGGAGGUCGUAGGUAGUAGGGGAGGUAUAGGGAAGGUCGUAGG
Molecule: messenger RNA, 857 nt
Organism: Priapulus caudatus
Lineage: Eukaryota; Metazoa; Priapulida; Priapulimorpha; Priapulimorphida; Priapulidae
Product: copine-2-like
Exons: 3
Coding region: 21-662 (213 amino acids)
Biological process (GO): cellular response to calcium ion
Cellular component (GO): plasma membrane
Molecular function (GO): calcium-dependent phospholipid binding
Source: RefSeq, a predicted model, not a curated record